CUGAGCUCACCGCGCCCCAGGGCUGUAUAUCAAGACGCGCAGCUGAGCACGUACUCGCCCGAUGGCGGGAAUGUCAUCGCAUCGCAGACUCUCAACGAAGCCAAAGUCUACGAGAUUUUGCGGAAGAAUCCCCAUCCUGCGCUGGGAAUGUGCCUCGGCUGCGUGGUCAGCGACGAUGGACUCGUUACAGGGCUCGAGCUCGUGCGCUACGAGAAGACGCUGUUCCAGCGGGCGCAUGAUCCGGCAUUCUACGAGGGCGACACGCGGGUCAAGACCAUGGAGACUGUGAAAGAGGCCGUACUCCACCUGCACAACCUCGGCCUGGCUCACAACGACCUCAGCCCGCUCAACAUCAUGUUUGGGCGGGGAAACAGCGACGAGCCUGUCGUGCUAGACUUUGAUACAUGUCAUCCGGAAGGGACGAAACUCGCCAAAGGAGGAAUCGUAGGGGAUUGGGAGGGGACAUCGAUCAAAAAGUUUGACGUGUCUUCUUUUGAGUGUGACUUCCAGGCACUGUCCUAUCUCGAAGACUGGCUCUUGAGACAGCAAAAGGCUUUCAUGCGAUGUCUUGAUGAUUGCAGUACGGCUGUCGAACACGCCGUCAACUUGACGCCUACCCUUGCACUGAGUUCCUGA
Molecule: messenger RNA, 636 nt
Organism: Verticillium dahliae VdLs.17
Lineage: Eukaryota; Fungi; Ascomycota; Sordariomycetes; Glomerellales; Plectosphaerellaceae
Exons: 1
Biological process (GO): protein phosphorylation
Molecular function (GO): ATP binding; protein kinase activity
Source: RefSeq, a predicted model, not a curated record